CCAAAAAAAUGGCGGACAUCUAUGUCCGGUGCAGAGCUGGUUUCCAUGUGUCUGCAUUCCUGUUAUCCAUGGUGGUCCAGUGACUCGUCUCAAUGCCCGCCUCAAUACUACCAAGCACAAAGGUAAUCUCUCUUGGGUCUAAGAUCUGCUUCUUCUACAAUGGUAUCUUUGAUAUCUUAUGCUUUGGUUUUAAACGUCCUACUGCCCACUCUAUGUACAAAGAAUACAAAUCUGCCAUUUAAAUACCACACUGAGAAGGAGCUGGAAGCCACACUGAGAAAUCUGAAUGAAAUGUAUCCAACUAUAACACAUCUCUACUCCAUAGGUCAAUCUGUGCAAGGGGUACCUCUAUGGGUACUAUGUGUUGGCCGCUUCCCAGAUGUCCAUCGAAUGGGGAUCCCAGAAGUCAAGUACAUUGCAAAUAUACAUGGAAAUGAGCCUGUAGGCCGAGAGCUCUUGCUUCAUUUUAUUAAUUAUCUUGUGCACAAUUAUAAACACAAUGAAGACAUCGAAGCUUUGGUAAACAGCACCAGGAUUCACUUUCUGCCAGCACUGAAUCCCGAUGGCUUCAAGACCUCUGUCCCAGGAGACUGCCAGGGAAGUCACGGGAGAGCAAACUUUAACAAUAUAGACUUGAACAGGAACUUUCCGUCCAUCUUUGGCCAUAACCUGUCUCCUCUCCAGCCAGAAACCCUUGCUGCUAUGCAGUGGUUUCAAAGUGAGACCUUUGUGCUCUCGGCCACACUCCAUGGUGGGGCCUUAGUUGCUGUGUAUCCUUUUAGUUUCAGUGUGGAAGGUCAUCGAGGCAAAGCCAAAUCCCCAGAUGAUGAAAUUUUUAAAUAUUUAACAAAGACGUAUGCAAAUGCUCAUAAGACCAUGCACAAGGGCGACUUCUGCAACGAAACAUUUCCUGGAGGAAUAACAAACGCUGCUGCAUGGUACCCAGUCUUAGGAUGCCUGCAGGACUAUAAUUACAUUAAGGGCCAGUGCUUCGAGAUAACUCUGGAGGUGUCAUGCUGCAAAUAUCCCAGGGAGGAUCAGCUUCCACGACUGUGGGAUGAGAAUAAACAGGCACUCCUUGAACUCAUUAAGCAAGUGCACAAAGGUAUAAAAGGCAGAGUAGUGGACACCUCAGGAAAUAGUGUACCUAAAGCAACUAUUCAAUUUACAACAAGAAAAAAGAAAUAUGUGUACCAAGCAAACAACUAUGGAGAGUUUUACAAGAUUCUGAUUCCCGGGAAAUACAAAGUACGGGUCAAGGCACAAGGAUAUUUAUCGGAGACAAAACUUGUUGUUGUUACUGAUAAAAUCAUCUCUUACUCAGCCAUUACGCAGAACUUUAUAUUAAAGAAACAGGAGAACAAAAAAAGCAAUAAUACUAUGGUCUAAAAAUGAACUACACUGUAUAAAAGAUUAAUUUACAAACAGG
Messenger RNA from Pelobates fuscus (common spadefoot toad), 1429 nucleotides. RefSeq names its product carboxypeptidase M-like. Lineage: Eukaryota; Metazoa; Chordata; Amphibia; Anura; Pelobatidae. Gene Ontology annotation, biological process: protein processing; peptide metabolic process. Gene Ontology annotation, molecular function: metallocarboxypeptidase activity; zinc ion binding. The record is from RefSeq and is a predicted model, not a curated record. Bases 160 to 1389 code for a protein of 409 amino acids. The transcript has 10 exons.